AUGAAUAUUGUCGAAUGGGCCUUUGGUAAGCGCAUGACGCCCGCAGAGCGUCUGCGCAAACACCAGCGUGCCUUGGACCGAACACAGCGCGAGCUGGAUCGUGAGCGAACUAAGCUCGAGAACCAAGAGAAGAAACUGGUGCAAGAUAUCAAGAAAAGUGCCAAGAAUGGUCAAAUCAACGCAUGCAAGAUCCAAGCCAAGGAUCUGGUCCGGACACGACGAGAAAACAACAGGUACAUCCAGAAAUUUUAUCAGAUGCGCACACAAUUACAGGCAAUCUCUUUGCGCAUUCAGACCGUUCGGAGCAAUGAGCAAAUGAUGCAAUCAAUGAAGGGAGCUACGAUGCUUCUCGGUAGCAUGAACCGACAGAUGAACCUCCCAGCACUGCAGCGUAUUGCGAUGGAGUUUGAGAGAGAGAACGAGGUUAUGGAUGAGCGACAAGAGAUGAUGGACGAUGCGAUCGACGAGGCAACUGGCAUGGAAGGUGAAGAAGAUGAGGGCGAGGAUAUUGUUAAGGAGGUUCUGGACGAAAUUGGUGUUGACCUGGGACAAUCGCUUGGCGAAACUCCAUCCGGCAUACAAAAGGAAUCAGUAGGGGAAACCCGCGUUGCGCAAGCUAUUGGUGGUGGAGGCCACACCGACGACGACGACCUUCAAGCAAGGCUAGACAGCCUUCGACGAUGA
Penicillium verhagenii is the source of this 684-nucleotide messenger RNA. Its product is annotated as ESCRT-III subunit protein DID4. Gene Ontology annotation, biological process: endosome transport via multivesicular body sorting pathway; late endosome to vacuole transport; protein transport. The record is from RefSeq and is a predicted model, not a curated record. Gene Ontology annotation, cellular component: multivesicular body; ESCRT III complex. The coding region runs from base 1 to 684 and encodes 227 amino acids. The transcript is spliced from 5 exons. Lineage: Eukaryota; Fungi; Ascomycota; Eurotiomycetes; Eurotiales; Aspergillaceae.